CCUCUUCAUCUUUCCCUAUACUCAUCCAUUCAUUGGAUUUUAUUUUAUUUUUUCAAUUAUAUAUCGAUCAUAAAUUGGAUUGAUCAGUUCAUAAUAAACAAUAAUUGUAUCAUGGCUUCUUCUUCGUCGUCGGCUUCUACUCAUUUCAAUCCGGAGAAUCAGAAGAGCUACCGGCCGCCGCCGGCGUACCGCUCCGCCUUGCACGCUGUCCGGAAGUUGCCCGGGGGCAAGAACGUGAUCACGAAGAAACCAAUAGCGCCGAUGCCGCCGACGCCGCCGAAGAUAUAUAAAGUGAACCCUGUAGAUUUCAGGGACGUCGUUCAGAGGCUCACCGGCGCGAUUGAGCUCCGGCCGACGCGGCUGCGGGAGGUGGCGCCGCCCCCGCUCAGCCUCUCCCCGCGGCAAGAAAUAAUAAUGACCCAGAGGAAUAAUAAUAAUAAUAAUAUAUUGGGUUUUGACGGCGGCAAUUACGGCGCGAUUAGCCCGACCUUGUUCAGCCUGUCGCCGUCGUCGAUGGCGUGGUGCUCGUCGAUUCUGAUGAGCCCCGGCGCGCUUUCUUCCUAGCGACUAGACCGCCGGCGCCGGAGAUUCAGAUUAUUGGUAGACGACGGCGGUGAUCGGAAACAUCGAUCUCAGAUCAAUUAAUUAAUGGAGUCAACGACUCGAAUAACUUUUAUAUGUCAUGAAGUAAUUAAUCAUCACAGAGUUCGUGAAUGAUUUGUUAUGUGAUUCCUUUUUUUCCUUUU
Molecule: messenger RNA, 746 nt
Organism: Andrographis paniculata
Lineage: Eukaryota; Viridiplantae; Streptophyta; Magnoliopsida; Lamiales; Acanthaceae
Exons: 1
Coding region: 112-564 (150 amino acids)
Source: RefSeq, a predicted model, not a curated record